This is a messenger RNA of Suillus fuscotomentosus, 695 nucleotides long. RefSeq lists its product as uncharacterized. The transcript has a single exon. The record is from RefSeq and is a predicted model, not a curated record. Lineage: Eukaryota; Fungi; Basidiomycota; Agaricomycetes; Boletales; Suillaceae. The coding region runs from base 15 to 497 and encodes 160 amino acids.
UGCAUCUACCCUGCAUGGUAUUCCGUGUCACAGACAUCAGACAGAGCCACGCUCGUGAUGAACAGUCAUAUUUCACAUAUGAAGUCAAGGCAAAUGGGCUACGUGAUCUCUCAAUAAAAACGAAGGAGAAGCUCAAGGAGUUUUGGCCGGAACGACACAUUCGGACGGAGGUAUUCCUUGUCCGCCCGUGGAACCGUGAUCUCCUCAGGCUACCUGCGUUGGCAGAAGAAACGCAGAGCGUUGAGGACGCAUCCGAUCCCCAGUCUGCAUUGCCAGAUCUGUCCGGCGGGUUUCCUGGAGAAAAAGGAACGAUUGAUCUGGAUUCUUACACACAAGCGUUGCGAUUGAUCGUUCGCCUUCAGCAGCAAUUCAAUGCCUUGUUGCUAUACGAGCAGCAGAUUGGAGAAUAUAAGAGGACUGCAUCGGAUCGCGAUAUCAUUGCGCACGUUACAGAAAUGCAGAACAUGAUGGACGUGAGAACACUAGAGAUAUUGUAGAUUCUGAAGGACAGAUCACCUUCAAGUUGACAGUGCAUGUACACUGACGUAUUUCUCGUAUCGUAUUCUAGCUCACGACAUGUCUAUAUCAUAUGUGCAUCAUUGACAGCAAUGAAUGCACCUAUCAGGAUUAUCUUCAUUUAGUGCGCCAACGUUAACUUAUGUAAAGUAUGGUCGUUGGCAUUCAAAUACAUUUUC